Molecule: messenger RNA, 1715 nt
Organism: Homarus americanus (American lobster)
Lineage: Eukaryota; Metazoa; Arthropoda; Malacostraca; Decapoda; Nephropidae
Product: general transcription factor II-I repeat domain-containing protein 2B-like
Exons: 1
Coding region: 2-952 (316 amino acids)
Source: RefSeq, a predicted model, not a curated record
AAUGCUAUCAAUGCAGUCACUGAAAGGAACAACAACUGGAGAAGAUAGAUUGGAGGCAGUAAAUAAUUGUCUUUUGAAAUUAGGAGUAGAAUGGAACAAACUGGUAAAUGUGAUCACCGAUGGAGGGCCAAAUAUGACAGGUAAAAAUGUUGGAUUGCUAAAAAGAAUUCAAGAUCAAGUCAGAGAAACAAAUGCAGAACAAAAUAUUGUCUUUUUGCACUGCAUUAUUCAUCAAGAAGUCCUUUGUAAGAGUGUUUUAAAUUUAAGCCAUGUCGUUGACACAGUUGUGAAAGUGGUUAAUUACAUUCGAGCAAGAGGAUUAAAUCACAGGCAGUUUAUAACCCUGCUUGAAGACUUGGAAUCUGAUCAUACGGAUGUUCUGUAUCACACAAAUGUGAGGUGGCUUAGUUUGGGAAAAAUCCUGAAAAGAGUUUGGGAAUUGAAAGAAGAGAUUGGCUUAUUUUUGGACGUGAAACAGAAUGCUAUAGAUUUCCCACAGUUGAAUGAUGAGAAAUGGCUCUCUGAUUUUGCAUUUGCUGUUGAUAUCAUGGGUCAUAUGAAUGACCUGAAUUCAAAGCUACAAGGGAAGGGGGCUUUUGCACAUGAUUUGUACAGCAGUGUCAAAGCUUUCAUGAAGAAAUUACUUCUUUUGUCUCGUCAGAUUACGAACAAACAAUUUGCUCACUUUGCAACCUUACAACAGAUUGAAGUUUGUGAUCAAAAUGUACAGAAGUACUCAUUGCAGCUACUUGACUUGCAUGCCGAAUUUUCACGCAGAUUCCAUGAUUUCAAAUUAAUUGAAAAUGACCUGUUUUGGGUGUCUUCUCCCUUCUCAUUUGAUGUUGACAAAGCCCCAGUUGACCUACAACUCGAGCUUAUUGACAUGCAAUGUGAUCCUUUGCUUUCUGAGCAGAUGAAAACAGUGACUUCCCAAAUUCUAUGCCUCUCUUAAUGACUGUGCAUUUCCAAAACUAAAGGCUCAUGCUCAAAGAAUGCUUGUGCUGUUUGGAUCUACAUACAUAUGUGAGCAGACAUUUUCGAUAAUGAAGCUGAAUAAAUCAAAACUUAGAUCUGCAAUGACUGAUGAUCACCUUGAACAAGUACUUUUCAUUGCAACAACGGAGGCAACACCUGACUUCAAUGGUCUGGUCAGCAAUCAUCAGCGCUGUCAUUCGUCCCACUGAGUAAGUUAAAUAUUCUUAUCAAGAUACUAAACAAUUUCAGAAUAUAAUAUGACAUAUGAACAUACUUUAAAAUAUUUCAAUAAAUUACAUAUUGGUGCUUUGACUUGCUUUUUCCUUAUUUUCAACCAUUAAAACUUAAUUAUAUUAUCCUUAAUUUAUGAAGAAGCAACAAUAAAUAUUAAACUGUAUUAAAUACAUUUUUCAAACAGUCUGCAGCAGUGACAUCAUAGAUCAGCCGAUCAGGAGCAGCUACAAUUUGACAUGACUCCACCCAACCACCACCUCCCUAGGGAAGCCAGACGAAGCAGGAUAGCUGUGAUCAGACCUGGCCAACUCAACCCUACCACCACCUCCCUAGGGAAGAGUAAAGACAACGUCUCAAGAGACUAAUUAUUUCAACUUAUAAUAUCGAUUCUCUUCUGUUACGACAGUUACGUUAAUGCACUUAAAAUACCAAAUUUACUGCACCAUAACUCUAUAUUAUUAUUAGUAGUAUUAAUAUUGGUAUUUGUAUUAGCAUUAUUAUCAAUA